AUGGACUGCCAAGGCGACAAGAGCAGUCGAGGCCUUUUGACUAGGGAUGCGCAGGAUCCACCAGGCAGUGUCUCCCUCCUUACGAAAUCGCGCGACUGGUUUGCCGUUGAUGUAUGUGAUGCCCAAUUUGAUCCCCUUACCCCGGAGGAGAUGGUGUGCGCUAGACCUCCACUCCACCCAUGA
Messenger RNA from Penicillium waksmanii, 183 nucleotides. RefSeq lists its product as uncharacterized. The record is from RefSeq and is a predicted model, not a curated record. NCBI's taxonomy places the organism in Eukaryota, Fungi, Ascomycota, Eurotiomycetes, Eurotiales, Aspergillaceae. The transcript has 2 exons. Bases 1 to 183 code for a protein of 60 amino acids.